Molecule: messenger RNA, 4785 nt
Organism: Ectocarpus siliculosus
Lineage: Eukaryota; Phaeophyceae; Ectocarpales; Ectocarpaceae
Source: the annotation of a GenBank genome assembly
AUGUGGGUUGUAGUAGCAGCGUGGGUGCUGUGCUUGGCCUCUCUCUCCCUCCCCUGGCCCGGCUACACCCUCAUCGUCCUGCUGUGCUGCGUCGCCUUCUUCGAGCUGGCGAGCCCGGCGGCAUGGGUCGCUACCGCGAGAGGUGGGGGGGGCAACAACCCCGCGUCGGCCGGUCGAACACCGUCAACGAUAGAGGAGAUGUCCGACACACGAAAGGCGACUGCUAUUGCUGGGCCGCCGCCGCCGCCGCCGCCGGCUGCUGCCGCCGAAGCUACUGCUGUUGCGUCGUACGCAGGACGCAGCCCUUCGGUGGCCUUCGCGGGCGUGAUUCGCUACCUGGCCAGCCACCUGCGGCGCCGAGGCGGGGGCGAGAUUGAGGAAGUUGCUACCACGCAGGUGGGGUCCGGGGACGACGGGGAUGAUCAUGCUCUCGGCAAGGAACAGCAGGAGCAGUCGAAAACCGCCAAGAAGAAGAAGCCUUCGGCGACCUUCCUGAAAGGCUCCGUGGGAUCUUUCUCGAGGGGGGGGUUGAUGGUGACCCACGAGGGGCGAGUGAUCUACAAGGUCAAUCAGGACAGGGGGCUCAUCUCGCACCCUUCCCUCAACAGGGCGAAACACACCGUCUUUGGUGUGUUCGACGGACACGGGGAGAACGGAGAGCACGUGGCCGCGUACACGAUGCGGGAGGUGCCCCGCAGAUUAGAGCUCCACCCGGAAUCCAUUCGCGACCCCGUCAGCGCAUUGGAGGACGUGUUUUUGGACAUCAACUCUUCCCUGCCAAAGUCCGGCAUCAACGCCGUUUUCGGCGGCUGCACGGCGGUGGUGGCUCUGGUGAGGGGGCCGAGGGUGUGGGUCGCGAACGCCGGCGACUCGCGGGCGCUCGUGGCCGGGAGGGGGAAGGACGGCUUGGUCGUCGCGCGCGGGCUGACACGCGAUCAGAACCCCGACUCCCCCGGAGAGCGUGAGCGCAUCGAGGCCAUGGGAGGGUUCGUGAGCGACCCCGAAGAGGCGGGCGCAUCAGCAAGGGUCUGGUUGGACGCGACGAGGACGCUGGUCGGGCUGGCCAUGGCGAGGUCGAUCGGCGACCUGGCCGUCAAGAGGGUUGGGGUCAUCGCCCUGCCGGAGGUAACGGAGUAUGUCCUCCAGCCCGAAGACGAGUUCCUCGUGCUUGCCAGCGAUGGAGUCUGGGAGUUCAUCGACAACCAGGAGGCGUCGGAGAUUGUGCAGGGCUUUUUCGACAGGGGAGAAGACGCGGCGGGAGCCUGCAAGGGUCUGAUGGAGAUGGCGAACCGGAGAUGGUCCGACAUGGUCGGCGACUACCGCGACGACAUCACGGCCACCGUGGUCAAGCUCCCCUUCCUGCCGCCCGCGGCGGCGGCGGAAGCCUUGGUCAUGAACGUCGCGAGCGCGAACGAGGGCGACGCACCCGCCGCCUCGGCAGUAGCGGCGGGAGAAGAGGAAGCGGCGGCCGUUGCGGGAACGUCCUCCUCCCCCUCUGCUGCGGCACGGGAAGAGGUGGAAAAUCGGUCGGACGGUGCGGAGCUGGAGGAUUCCGCUGCUCGUGACACCGCUAACCCCGACGGUGGUAGCAGCGGUGACGCUCUGGUCGGAGAAGGCGGAGGAACAGGCACGGGGCUGCAGAGGGACGGGGGAUACGAAGAGCAGGAACGGGGGCACGGGGCAGCGGUGGCGGCCGUAGCCGGCGACGGCGGCGCCGCGGUGAGCGGGGGCUUGGCGCCCACUGCGGAAGGUGCAACUCGGGCAGACGCGAGCAAGGACAAGGGCGGUCAAGACUCGGGGUUCUCCGAGAUUCCGGAGGAGGCGCUCGCCGCGAGGAUGGCCGGGGAGGGCGGGAGCCCGGCCCCGCCGCUGGCGCCCGCGUUUUCGCCGGCACUGCCGACGGCGGCGGCCGGAGCGGGCGAGUCGGCGACGACAGAUGAUGAUGAUGAUGAUGAUGAUGAUGAUGAUGAUGAAGCCGACGUUUUGACGCAAGAGGGAGCCGAUUUUUUCGACGACAUGGAGGAAGACGACGGGGAAGGUCUUGGGGAAGAAGAGGGAGAGGAGGGCGAAGAAUGGGAGUGGGACUUCGGGGCGCGAGAGAACAGGCAGCCGAGCCGAGAGAUUCGAGAGGCCAGCAAGGAGUUCCCCUCGGGAUCUCUCGACGCGCUGGUUGCGGGAGCAGACUCCUCUUCCUCCCGAAGGGAUUGAUUGGAUUUGCCGCGACAAGACAACGUUUUGGUGCUAAAAUUGUGUGGGCAUUGCUAUGUGGUAAAACGUUAAAGGUGUUUGUGUUGUUUGGGGCGUUGCUUUUGUAGAGGAGAGAAUGGUGCUGAGGUGUGGGUGAGAACACAUGGGGGGCUGUGAAAAGCGUUUGUUUUCGACCCACCGUUUGCGAGAAAGCUGAAAGGUAUUUUGUUACGGAAGACGGAGCAUUUGUGUGUGCGCGCUCGUUUCGAAGCUUUGCAGAGAAGAUCUGCUUCUGAGAAGCUACUGUAGUACCGUAUCACGGGGUACAGAGUUUACGCCAGUUGUCGGGCUCCCCUCACCGACCCCCCUCAUCCCUAUUUCGUCAGUUUGAGAAUCCGUGCGCCCACCCCCCGCGCCGGCCACCUACCUCUUCCUAGUAGAAGUAAUUCAACAUGUUGAAGGGCAAUUUGAUGCCUUCCUGAUAGAAGUCGUUUACGAAAGUUUGGAAACCCUUGCUCUUCCUACGGAGGCCGAUUGUCCCAGGUUAUUUGAUUCUCGGGAUUGACCGUUUCCGGCGGGCGAGCGGACGAUCGCGAGCGACACCCCCCACACAAUUCCAUCUGCUGGCUUCUCUUGGUUUGUCCGUUUAGCGUAGAUAAGAGUCUCUCAAGAAAAGGUUGUUCAAGCUCUUGUGAGUUUUUCCACCGGACAGCCAAGCUAAGGAGUCGCCUUGUAAGAGGUCGCCUUGUAAGAGUGUCGGUGGCACGACCAGCCGUCCAUGUCAACGGGCCGGCCUGCAACAGCAGAACACUGGUAGUAGUAGGCAUAAAACGGGCGCAGGUGUUGAUUCGCCGCGCAAUAACGCGGUGCUGUGCGCACUGCACCUGCACGAGGUAGCGGUCCCCACCGCGCCCUGCGGUGGGCGACUUUUAACAGCAUCUCGAAAUGUCGGGACCCUUUUUUUGGUCGACGUGUUUCCUGUACAGGGAAGACAGUUGUAGCGAGAGGGCCAGGGGGGUUAUUUCGGUCGGGGUUGCAGCAAAACCAACUCCUCUUUUCCUGUUCUUGAUCGGCGAUGAAGCCCAACAACCGCACGCGGGUGUGCGCUUGCGGGCGGGGGAGGGGGGGGUUGGAACCAUUUUUGGCUUUCAAGGCUACUCGUUGUUGACCGCGACGACGUGGUUUUCACGACCGCGGUAAGAGGGAGAGGGGACUGCUUGCGAGAAUGAUAACCUGGGCUGUGCUUUCUUUUUUUCUCUCUUCGGGUGCUCGACUAGGUUGGGUAUUGCGAUGCGCGGGGGGGCGGGUAGGAGAGACGGGAGGGGCGUAGGCAGUGAACUCGUUUUUUUUGGGAGUUUGGGAUCGCGAUCCCGAAAGAACGGUGGCUUGGAGAGCACGUGGUCGGAUAUCAAAGAGGUUGGCAAGAUCUAUUGAAAGAUCCAUUACGGAUGUAUGCCCUCGAGUACUGUAUCGCGCGUCCCUCCGGUCAUUGUUGUACUUGUUGUGGGCGCUCUGGCGAGGGCGGAGGAGGUAUCUCGUUGGAUACACGGCGAGGGGAGAAGAGCAACAGAAAAAAAACGCCGACUGCGCUGUAUGGCCUGCCGUUCCGUGUUGGUCGCCGUCGCGUGGUGUGUUGCACGAGAUUUAGUGUUCUGCUCUAGAUCAAGAUACACAUACAUGUCGUAGCGCGCACGAGAGAGAGAGUUCGGUUGGUUGGGGGUUGGUCGAGAACGCAAGGGUACUCAAGUUGAGAAAAACGCGCACACGUUUGUUGCUGCAUUUUUUGCCUAGAUCAUUCGUCGACAGCGAAGCGUCGCCGUCGUUCAUACCGACAGAGGAGAAAAAGAUGUACAGUUGAUCGAUCGUCGAUGUUUGUCCUCUAUGUUGGUGUUCCUUGUGUUUUUGUUUUUGCUGAUUUUCUUUUUGUGUGGAUGUACUGUGAGGGCUCUUCAUCCUGCACAACCCGAAGAAAGAGGGGAAACGGGACAACGCAAAAAUGUAUGGUAGACCGUGUUGUCUUGUGCGUGGAGAGAUAAGGCCGAGGAGACGACGACAUGUUGCUACAAUAGAGCGUAGAAUAAGCAAGCGGGCGUGGUCUCGCCACCUGCCGGAAGAGCCUCCGGAAAGUUUAUGUUGUACCUAUCUAUGCUGUGUUUCGAGUAAGUAAGUAUCCCGUGUGCCUGUUUAGAGGAGUUGCAUUAGAACGCUGCCCAGGUGUUUGUUUUAGAAUGUUUCUGUGUUGUGGAAUAGCGGAGUGUUUCCAUGAGGAAAGUAUGUGACGUGUGGCGGGAGACAGGGUGUGUGUAUGGACUGCUGUCUCCGCGCGCUGAAGAGCGGAGAACAAGAUUGGCGACCCCGUUCGUUCACUCGGUGACUGCUUUUUGAAAGUAGAGCGCACGCGACGACCAAAUUGAAGCCACGCCGCGUACCAUCAGUGAGCUCAGACAAGACGACAGAGAGAGGCGCUCCUUGUAUCGAGGGGAAACAGUUUUGCUCGCGUCAGAAACGAUUUUUCGGGGGUGUUUUAGCGUGGCAAGACACACGUACGCACGAUACGUUGCACACGUGAACGUGAGGGCACGCAGUGUAAGCGUGGCU